Messenger RNA from Hippoglossus stenolepis (Pacific halibut), 3086 nucleotides. RefSeq names its product nuclear cap binding subunit 3 (gene ncbp3). Gene Ontology annotation, cellular component: cytosol; nucleus. The transcript is spliced from 13 exons. Gene Ontology annotation, molecular function: mRNA binding; RNA 7-methylguanosine cap binding. NCBI's taxonomy places the organism in Eukaryota, Metazoa, Chordata, Actinopteri, Pleuronectiformes, Pleuronectidae. The record is from RefSeq and is a predicted model, not a curated record. Bases 67 to 2076 code for a protein of 669 amino acids.
AAGAGUGUGAGGAGACAGAAGCGUUUCCGGGUUCAAUCCGCAGCUGCAGCCGUUGUUUGCAGCGCCAUGGCGGCCGUACGCAGCCUGCGGGUGUCGGUGAAGUCGGACAGUGGUUCGGAGCACUCGGACUCGGACUCUGACUCCGAGUCGGACCGAGAUGUUCGCGAAGCGGAGCCGAUGGAGGUGGAGGAGGGGGAGCUGGAGGACGUGUCCGUGAACCGCUCCCUGAAGGAGCUGCUGCCGGACACGAGUCGCAGGUAUGAGAACAAAGCUGGAGCCUUCAUCACCGGGAUCGACGUCAACUCCAAGGAGGCGAUUGAGAGAAAAGAGAAGCGAGCAAGACGUUUUCAUUUCCAUGAAGAGGAGAGCGACGGACAGAGGAACCUUUUUCUCGACAAAGACAUCAUGAAGAAAGCCAUCCCCAGACUACGCAUGGAGGCGAUCUAUGUGACGGGCGUGGACGACAUGAGCACGCAGGACGUCUUCGGAUAUUUUAAGGAAUAUCCUCCGGCACACAUCGAGUGGAUCGACGACGCUUCCUGUAACGUGGUUUGGCUUGACGACAACACGCCCAUCAGAGCCCUUAUCAACGCCAGCCGGACGCCAGACCCGGAGGCUGUUACCACGGAGACAGAGGGCACCAAAGAGCCGGCUGAGCAGAGCGAAGUUCGCCAGGGUCAGGGGUCAGAUGAAGAGGAGGGUGAGGUGGACGAGGACGAGACGGCGAAGAAGAGUGGCGAGGAGAUCGAGGGGAAGGACAGCGACGGAGAGGUGGAGCAGAAGACAAAGGCGGAGGGCAGUCAGAUCAACGACCUAUCAGGAGCAGAGAGAGAGUCUCUGCUGAGAAAUGACCUGCGGCCGGCGAUCAAACCGUUUAAAGAAAACAAAAUCCUCCUGCGCUUCGCCACGCAAGAAGAUAGGAAGGAGCUGGGCGCCGCUCGCCGCAGCAGGUACUACAUGAAGUACGGAAACCCAAACUACGGAGGCAUGAGGGGAAUCCUGAGCAACUCCUGGAAGAGGAGGUUUCACAACCGGCGAAUCCAGCGAGACGUCAUCAAGACCAAGAAGCCUCUGAUCGGAGACAGCAUGGGUCACACGCCGCCGUACACGCACCGACACUCAGCUGACCUGGUCAACCUGCCAGAGGAGCCAAUCAAAGAAGAAGAAGAAGAGGAGGACGAUGACUAUGGCGGUGACGAGGACAUGGACUCGGACGACAGGGUGGUGGAGUACAAAGAGCGAGGAGAAAAGAGCGCCGGCUUGCGCUCGCCGGGGGCGGUGCUUCGUAGCCGGACGGAACGCUCUCCGUCUCCCUGGUCGGAGUCGGACGAGAUGGAUUACGACCUGGAGCUGAAAAUGAUCUCUACGCCGUCGCCAAAGAAGAGCAAGAAGAUGACGAUGUACGCAGACGAGCUGGACACUCACCUGAAGAGCAUCCGGAACCGUCUCGGGGGGACAGGAUCUCAAAGCAGGACCAAUUCCCCGUCGCCCCCAAAAGUGACAGAUGUGCGACAGCUGCUGGAGGAGAAGAGACAGGGACAGAGACCGGGACAGUCCCCUCCGGUGGCCAGCGGAGGAAAAACAGAUGUUCGACAGAGACUGGGCAAGAGACAACGCUCCCCCUCCCCCGUCUCCCCCAGGGAAACUCCCCCGACCAGAGAACCAAUCAGAGACAUUCACCGCAGACUGGGCGUGGCCAGUCAAGAAACCAGAAGCCUGUUCUCCGACUCGUCCAAGGACAGGAAGACAAGUGGCCUGUGGAGCAGACUCGGCUCUGCAGAUGAUGACGGCGGCUCCGGACGUCAUGACCACAAACCAAGCAGCCGGUCACCGGGCCUGUUCUCCUCGUCGUCUGGGCGGAGCGGCGAUGGUGGUCAGGUGAGCCGCGGCGACGGAGGGAAGGAGGACAAGGAGGAGGUGGAAGAAGACGACACAACGCUGCAGAAUGUGUGGGGCGCCAUGAUCAAACAGAAACAGGAGCGACUGUCCCACAAGAUGAAGAAGAGCCGACUGGACAAUCUGCCGUCUCUGCAGAUCGAGAUUAGCCGCGACAGCAGCGACGACUCCGACGCCUGAACCUGGGGGCACCUUCUGAACUCUACGUCUUUUGCGAUCAUCUAAAGACAUGAAGCUGUGGUGUGUUUACUUUGAGGAGGCGCUCGUAUCGUGCAGUGGAUGACUGAACGGGGCCCUGCUCAGGUUGUCGGCCCUCAUGUUGUGUGUUUGUCCCUCGUCCUGAUCAGUUUGAGAAUCAUAAACCAGAUUUACGACCAUAUUUGUUUUUGGUAAAACAUGAUUUUACGCAUUUAUUUAGAUUUUAAAUUUAAGUCCGAUUACGUUGAGGUCUUUUGACCGUGAGCAGUCACUUAGCGACACAGAGGUCGGACUCGGCUCAGUUUCAACCAACGAGACCCUCUCGUCUGGGACAUUUUAAUUUGAUGCCUGAGUUUGCAGCAGAAAAUAUGAAUUUCUUACAAACUAGUUUCCAGUGUUGAAUACCAGCAUAGAUGAUGCAGGGCCCCGGGGCCACUGCUCCUGUUGAUGUUUUCAAUACGUGUGUUGAUGUUUAACUGGCAAACCCUGCAUCACUUGUCAGAAUGUAACAAAGCAUCAUGGGAACGUCUGUUUUUUGUCAGUAAGUCAUUGAUGCGUUACCGUGGAGAUACCACCCCCCCACACUCACUCGGGACCAUUCUUCAUGACUUUGAAGCGUCCACACGGACUUUACAGGACAAAACUUCAUUCCCCUUUUUAUGUGUGUCUGUGUGAGUGUACGGACAUGUUUGUCAAGUUGGCUGAUUAUUAAUUUUACACAGAAACACAGCACGUGUGUCAUUUAUCUGUAAUACACAAUCUUACCACAUCCAGUUCUGUGUGAAGGAUUUAGUGACAUCAGGUGUUGUACAUGUGAAGACAAGUGGCCGUACACAACUAUUCUCACAUUUUACAGACAUUUUACUUGGGGGUGGGGGUCCAGAGACACUGACUCAGACAUUUGUUCUCACAUACAGAACCUGCAGAACACGCCAGGAACAUGUGCAGACUGCCGUUCAGGUCUGAAAAUAUCUAUAAAAUCAUGAACAGUC